Molecule: messenger RNA, 6667 nt
Organism: Poeciliopsis prolifica (blackstripe livebearer)
Lineage: Eukaryota; Metazoa; Chordata; Actinopteri; Cyprinodontiformes; Poeciliidae
Gene: trim71
Product: tripartite motif containing 71, E3 ubiquitin protein ligase
Exons: 7
Coding region: 1358-3853 (831 amino acids)
Biological process (GO): protein polyubiquitination; proteasome-mediated ubiquitin-dependent protein catabolic process
Molecular function (GO): protein binding; zinc ion binding; ubiquitin protein ligase activity
Source: RefSeq, a predicted model, not a curated record
UCCAACUUUAUCAACAAAGCCGUGCACGUACGCACGUCUUCCCACGUGACCACGUUCGCUCUCUCAGCUCGCUCGCGCCUGUUCACACACACACACACAUACACACACACACACACACACACACACACACACACACACACAAACACACACACAUCUUCCUGGCCGUCGGGAGCGAGCAUGCGGCACACCCCCCUCUGACCGUCGGGAGCGAGCUUGUGGCACACACCCCUCUCUCUCUGCUGUGUCCCCUCUCAGGACGGAAGUGAGUCCAUUUUUCCCCUCAGUGAGAUAAAAGCGGCUGGAGGAGCUGCAGCCCGUGCAACACGCGCCCGUGAGAGGGCUCACGCUAUGUUUCACCUGUGUGUUUUCGCCUCGUUGCAAACAACAACAACAACAAGCGAGAAAACGAGGUAACUAGAGGGCCGUCGGAGCUAGCCACUCCGGGUUUUUUUCUGUCUUGUUGAGGGGGCCGAAACCCUGCGCAUUCCUCCACGCAGAGCGCCGGACGGGGUGGGGGGGGAGACUCUCCGACGGACUGGACGGGGACGGAGAACCGCGUUCACUCAGCGGUGGCUCCGGACGGCGGGUCCUGCCUCCUGUUUUCGGCUGCUCGGGAAAGCCGCCGUGGCUGCUCUUUGGUGUGACGGUGGCCGGGUGCACGCUGCGACCUCCCUGCUUUGAUGAAUAAUUCACGUGCUCUGUCUCUCUCCGAGGCUCGCGCUGAGAAUACCGAGCGACCGUCGGCCGCGCGUGACGCCUUCUGGACGGACCUCUAAUGGUGGCGGCCAGGCCAAGCUGGUUCGACUGGUUUUCCGCACAGAGGGCAGCAUGAAACACGGGAGCGGCGUGGGCUCCGUGGCUGUAGUCUAGGAGCUGCCGAGUGGCCCUGAAGUCAUGUUGCCUGGUCGGUGGGGGAGGAGAGAUUUAGCUUCCUGGACUUCAACACCCAUCCAGUUUUAGGAUUAAAUCAGCGACGGGGACACUUUUCAUGCACCAACAAUUGUCCUUGGCGUCGUGUCAUCUUAUUCUCAUUGGAAAACUGGACUCUUAGAAAUUUUGCUCAUUCCUUUUUUUUUGAGAGAUGAGCUGACGUUUUUUAUAAAUAUAUUAUCUAAAGAACUGUCUAAUUGUGAAAGUCGAUUGCCCCCACCUCCCCCUUUUUUUGCAUCUAAUUGAACUAUUUAAAACAAAUUCAAAACUUGUUAAUCAGCACAGUGGAACUGACUGUUAAUACCUCAAGAAUCUACCUCAAAUGCCACAGUUUCUUCAAUUUAACUGGCUGACGUGACCUCUGAUGAAUACCUCAAACUCACUUUUCCCUGCAUGUGUUGUGAGCUGAGCUGUGUUUCUGCUCCAGAUGGCUUCUUUCCCCGAUUCUGACCUGCAGACCUGUCCGCUCUGCAAGGAGCUGUGCGGCUCCUCCGCUCCCAUCUCCUCCAGCUCCUCUACCUCGUCCUCCUCUUCGCACACCUCUGGCUCCUCCAACCAUGCCACCAAGAGGCUCCACGUCCUGCCUUGCCUGCACACCUUCUGCAGGCAGUGUUUGGAGGGACAGCGCAGCCCCAGUGACCCGCUGAAGCUGCGUUGCCCCACCUGCGACCACAAGGUCUCCAUCUCUGAGGCCGGAGUGGACUCCCUGCCCUCCUCCAACUUCCUCUUCAGCAACCUGUUGGACGUGGUGGUGAGCGCGGAAGAUCAGAUCCAGAAUAAGAACGGUCACCAUCACCUCGGGGGCCUGAUCGGGGGCUCGUCCGGGUUCCACCCGUCCCACGGGGGCCUGCUGCACGCGCAGCACCUGGGGGAGCCUCAGUGUAGCUCCUGCGACGAGGAGAACCCGGCAACGUCCCACUGCCUCGACUGCCAGGAGUACCUCUGUGACAACUGCGUGCGAGCUCACCAGCGGGUGCGGCUGACCAAAGACCACUUCAUCGAGCGCCUGGGGGAGAGCCUCCACCUGAGCCGGGUCAACUCCAACAGCAGCGGCACGGGCCAGCCGGGGAUGUCCGUGUCCCUCGCCCAGUCCUUGCAGAACAACUUUGCGCUGCUGUCCCUGUUCCAGGACCGGAUGAGCUUCUGCCAGCACCAUGACAGCGAGGUAUUCCUGUUCUUCUGCGAGACCUGCUCGAUGCCAAUCUGCAGGGAGUGCAGCGUGGGCCGUCACAUGGGCCACACCUUCGUCUACCUGCAGGACGCCAUGCAGGAGUGCAGGGCCAUCACCAUCCAGCUGCUGACAGACGCUCAGCAGGGACGACAGGCCGUCCAGCAAAGCAUGGAAAAAGUGCAAGCCAUGGCGGAGCAGGUGGAGAUCAAGGCCAAGGUGGUGCAGACCGAAGUGAAGGCUCUGGUUCUGAGACACAAGAAAGCUCUGGAGGAGAGGGAGUGUGAGCUCCUGUGGAAGGUGGAGAAGAUUCGUCAGGUGAAGGCCAAGUCUCUGUACCUGCAGGUGGAGAAACUCCACCAGAGUCUCACCAAGCUGGAUAGUACCAUUGCUGCCGUGAGCCAGAUGCUGGAUGAGGGCCACCACCUGGACGUGCUGCUGGCCAGGGAGAGAAUGCUGACCCAGCUCCAGGAAAUCAAGAGUGUCAGGGGGCUGCUGCUGCCGCAAGAGGACGACCGCUUCAUGUUCACACCUCCAGACCAGGCUCUGUACAUAGCCAUCCAAUCCAUGGGCCUGAUCAGCAGCAGCGCCUUUGCCCCCGUCACCAAAGCCCACGGCGAAGGUCUGAAAAACGUACUGCGCGGGAAACCCUCAUCCUUCACAGUCAUUGGAUACGAUCACGACGGCGAGCCGCGCUUGUCCGGCGGCGACCCGGUGUCGGCGAUGGUGAUGUCUGUCGCAGACGGCUCUCAGUCCCCGGUGGAGGUGACGGAUCACCAGAAUGGAUCCUACACCGUCAGUUACCUGCCAAAAACGGAGGGAGAGCACCUGGUGUCUGUGUUGGUGUGCAACCAGCACAUCCAGGGCAGCCCCUUCCAGGUGACAGUCAAGUCCGGACGGAGCUACGUGUCCCUCGGAUCCCAGGUGUCGUCUUUCGGAUGUGAGGGGGAGGGGGACGGACAACUGUGUCGCCCCUGGGGCAUCAGCGUGGACAAGGAAGGAUAUGUUGUGGUGGCGGAUCGCAGCAACAACCGCAUACAGAUCUUCAAGCCUUGUGGUGCCUUCCACCAUAAAUUCGGCUCCUUGGGUUCUCGGCCUGGUCAGUUUGAUCGUCCAGCCGGGGUCGCCUGUGACAGUCAGAGACGGAUCAUUGUUGCUGAUAAGGACAAUCACCGUGUUCAGGUGUUUACGUUUGAGGGCCAGUUCCUGCUGAAGUUUGGGGAAAAAGGCACCAAGAACGGGCAGUUCAACUAUCCCUGGGACGUGGCCGUCAACUCUGAGGGUAAAAUCUUGGUCUCGGACACCAGAAACCACCGCGUGCAGCUCUUUGCCCCCGACGGUUCCUUCCUCAACAAGUACGGCUUCGAAGGGGCUCUGUGGAAACACUUUGACUCCCCCAGAGGGGUCGCCUUCAACCACGAAGACCACCUCGUCGUGACCGACUUCAACAACCACCGGCUCCUGGUCAUCCGGCCAGACUGCCAGUCGGCUCGCUUCUUGGGCUCGGAGGGCACGGGGAACGGGCAGUUUCUGCGCCCCCAGGGCGUCGCCGUGGACCAAGAGAACCGCAUCAUCGUGGCCGACUCCCGCAACCACAGGAUCCAAGUGUUUGAGCCCAACGGAAACUUUUUAUGCAAAUUUGGCACUCAGGGGAGUGGCUACGGACAGAUGGACCGCCCCUCCGGGGUAGCCGUGAUGCCCGACGGAGUCAUCGUUGUCGUUGACUUUGGAAACAACCGCAUUCUCAAGUUCUAAAAAAAAAAUCUCUCUCUAUUUUUUUUUUUUUUUUUGCAUUCUCUCCCUCUGUUUGCUCUUUUUGCAGUAACUUUCCACAAUGAAGGAAAUGGAGAGGAGAGAAUCAAUCAACAGAAAGGCGGGGCCGUUCAGAGAGGACUGAGAUUAGGCUAAAAAGACGUUUUUCACAUUCACUACUACUCACCCAAACAUAUGUCUACUUUAUACAAUGGGGACCUAUCCAAAUGGACUCGUAGCUGCUCUCAGUCCUCUCUGUGCGCCCUUCUUUAAGAUCCAUCUCAGGGAAUUCUUUCACUUCUUGAAAUCUCGUACCUUCUGCUCCAUACCUACCUCAUUUAGCUCUUUAUGAAUGUACUCAUACUCACUGAGCAGAGGUUUUAGUCCGUGAAGUUUUACAAAGAAGAAACGUCUACCUCUAUACUUUAUUUAAGAGACAUAAAAGUAGAUUCUUGGGUUGAUAUUUGCACAGGAUUCAUUGAAUACUCUCUGUGCAUUUUCAGUAUGAGUAAGCGUGAACCUCCUGAAUGUUGUUGCUGAGACAAUACUCAGACCGCUGUAGAAGGUGCAUGGUUGAUUCUCAUCAGUAGGCUCGGCUCAGAGAAGAAGACGAGGGUCAAGUAGUGUCCUUCCCUGUUUUUAGACUAUUUAGGUGUUUUUUGUUUUCCCCCCUCCCCUCUUAGACAAGUAGAUUGACCCUUUUCUCUAUUUAGCUCAGUGGAGUUUGUAAUUUCACAAAUGCCGAGCAAGACUGUGAGAAGCAAUGCCAGACUCAAUGGAAUCAAAAUUAGCUCAGGUCAUCGUAAAAACUGGUCCAAACGAUCGGUUCUUUUUUCAGGCUCUCCUAGCUUUACUGACUAAUGCUGAUUUAAUAAAUUUAUUAAUGAGUAGAAGUAGGAAAAAAAUGUCUGAAAAUCAGCUCUAAAAUGAUCCCUGAAAUGAGAUAUCUUUCGAUCAUGAUCCCUAAACUUUUAUCGCAAGACUGGGACGAUGUCGCGUUUCCGCCGAAGAAAGAAAAACGAAUAUGCAAAGAAAGCAUGGUUUUCUCCGAACGGGAAGACCCACAGAAAGAUUUAAGAGUUGAAUCCGUAGAGAUCUCAACGUGUUCCUUCGCAUUAUCGUAGAAAUGUAAUUAUAGAAGUGAAAGCUACUUUUUAAAUGAGGCAUGCUGUUUGACAAAAAGCCUUCAGAAGUAGACGCCUGUUAUGGCCGUCCUGAGGACAUUAAUGACAACAGAUUACAGGCCUAAUAUAAUAUAUCAAUCUCUUGGAUUUAGAUUGUGGUUUAAAGCCACGGCCUUUGGCUCUGAGGGCCAAAGAUCUAGAGCAGUCCAACGAGAGGGCAUCAUCACAUAGCCCUACCCUAUUUAUUUAUCCUUAGAUCUAAGUCCGACAAAAAGAACGCCUUCAGAUUGAGCGUUAGUAGACGGGUUCCUCUAAAGAUGGAGGUCUACAGACCAACUACUAGAAUCAACCAAAGUUAGAAUCUCUGCACAAAGGCCAGCUAUAAAUGUGGCGUUUAAUGGAUCUUAAAAUCCCCCUUGAAACUUUUCUUUAAAUAACUCGUUUGAAAAGUCUAACGUUCUUACAACUCGUGGAGUUUAGUUCAUCGCACUGUCUUACAUCAGGCUUUGGAGAAACGGAGUGCUUAGGUCCUAGAUUACCAAGUACUUCCUCUCCCGAAGGCUCUGGCUAUGGGAGCAAAUGUAGAAAGUUUCUGUCUCGCAGAGGUGCUCAAAACGGAGAAUACCCCGCACCAAAGAAAAACCCUUACGUUUAUUGCCUAAGAUCAUUCAGCAAUGCCAUAGUUUUAUCACGAUUAGACUAGGAGUACCAUCUCAGAUUAGUCUUCUUUCUGUUAACUAACCCCAUCCCCUACUGAUUAAUACAGUUUCUUUACAGUGCAACCAAUCCCUUCGCCUCUUGAUUUUUGUUUCCCUGGAAGCACUCGACAAUAUCAGGUUCUGUAAGCUAGUUUCUCAUUGAAACAAAAAAUAUACCUCCUCAGACUGACUCUCGCUUCUGAAUUGACGAUUUGUCGACACAGCUUGGGAGAUUUAGUGUCAGAUAACUUUUACCUCAAUGUUCUCACUUCGUUUCUCGUAUACCUCAACUUUCCAAAUACCUCAAGUUUUGUCCCUCAUGGUAACGGUGCAUUUAAAACUUCUGAAUACCUCAAUUUAUUAUUCCUUCUGAAUACUUCAGUUUUUACUCUUUCUUGAAGGAUUUUGUUUUACCUCACCAAUACUUCCUUGUUUGACCGUUCAGCACAAGGACCAAAGAUCGUUGUACUGUUUAGCGUUGAAACAGAAUUUGUAUAAAAACAGCUUUCGUGUCUGCCUGAUCUACUGUAACCUGCCUGGUUAAAUUAUUGCCUUUUUUUUUUCUUUUGUUUUUUUUUUUUUUUUAUCAGCAACAAAACGAAUCGUUCCGAUGCGAGCAUUGUGCCAAAAACGACCUGUGAGAGUUCUGUGCCAAAACAGGAUUGGCAUUUGGACUGCGAUGUUGUAGAGGAAGUGUCACUGGACCAUUAUAUCAAAAGGUUUCAAAUCAGAACAACUGAGGAUAAAUCUUCCUCCUCUGGUUUUGAUGCACUGGGUUAACUCUAACCCUAACCCAAUCCCUGGGCCCCAUUUACCUUAACCUCACACUGACGUUGAACAUACAGGUUUCCAUGUGGAAGAUGUCUCUGUGUUGCCGAGGGACGCAGGGUUAGAGGAAAAAACUGGUCUUAAAGAAUUAACAGCUCAAAAGUGUCGGCCAUUAAACGCACAUGAAUUUACCUCAGAUUUCAGCACAAUAUACCAAUCUUAUCAGU